UACACACUCCGAUACAGGAGGGGGCGGUAAUGCGUCUUCAACGGUGGUUUCUAGUCAGCCAUUCAAACCGUAGAAGAAGAAGUCAGUAAACCAACAGAAGAAGAAGACAGUCGCUCGUCUUUUCUCCAACAAAGAAAAUGGACACGCGGUUCACUCGAGGGAAAUCCAACAUCUUGGAGCGUCCUCUAACGCGCCCGAAGACGGAGGUCAGCGUGAGCGCCUUCGCCCUGCUGUUCUCGGAGAUGGUGCAGUACUGUCAGAGCCGGGUUUACUCCGUGACGGAGCUGCAGACCCGUCUGGCUGAUAUGGGUCAGAGCGUCGGAGCCAGCAUGCUGGAUGUGUUGGUGCUGAGGGAGAAGAACGGGAAGAGGGAGACCAAAGUGCUGAAUAUGCUGCUGUUCAUCAAGGUUAACGUCUGGAAGUCUUUGUUUGGGAAGGAAGCCGACAAACUGGAGCAGGCCAACGACGACGACAAGACGUAUUACAUCAUCGAGAAGGAGCCGCUCAUCAACGCCUACAUCUCCGUGCCCAAAGAGAACAGCAGCUUAAACUGCGCCGCCUUCACCGCCGGCAUCGUGGAAGCCGUCCUCACACACAGCGGAUUCCCCGCCAAGGUCACCGCUCACUGGCACAAGGGCACCACGCUCAUGAUCAAGUUCAACGACACGGUCAUCGCCAGGGACAAGGCUCUGGAUGGCAGAUAGAGAGGACUGCAGCGAGUCCGUGGGGGUGUUUAUAGAUACGGGAUGAGGUUUCGAUCAUCCGGGCUAGUGUUUGUUCGUCACUGAGUUUUUGUUGUGGUAACUUAUGAGAAUUAUGGAUGGAUUCAUGGAUGAUUGCAGCAUACUGAGCCACGCCUAGAGCAGGAAACGUGCAGCGCGUUGGUUCAAUCCUCCAUGUGUUUGUGGAUCAUCUCACUCCUGUUACUCCUUAUUCAGUGACCCAGUUUUUUUUUCUGAAAAUCAUUUUUAAUUUGCUGCUUCACAUCGUUUUGGCCCUAUAACACAAUUUGUAUAUUUCAUAUUGACAAUAAACCUGUCAACAGAUUGUGAAGUAAAUUGGGAUUUUGACCCAUAUGAAGAAGGUGAAACAACAUAUUAAACAGCCAAAUACCUAAUCCCAUCCCCGGUUCAUACCAUGUGAAAGUGAGGGUUGCAAAACCAGUACAAAAAGUGUCCUGUAACAGACAGAGGUCCAGAGAUGGUCUCUCACAGCUUCAGUCUCAUUCCAGUUUGACUCCAGCUUCAUAUGAUCAGGGCUGUAGCUAUCGUUGACGAGGUCUUAAACGCAGCAUCUUUGUUUUGUGUAAUGUGUGUGUGUGUGUGUGUGUGUGUGUGUGUUACUGUGGAGGUAAUAAAGAAGAAAACUAAAUGUA
Molecule: messenger RNA, 1375 nt
Organism: Eleginops maclovinus (Patagonian blennie)
Lineage: Eukaryota; Metazoa; Chordata; Actinopteri; Perciformes; Eleginopidae
Gene: trappc5
Product: trafficking protein particle complex subunit 5
Exons: 3
Coding region: 138-704 (188 amino acids)
Biological process (GO): endoplasmic reticulum to Golgi vesicle-mediated transport
Cellular component (GO): TRAPPII protein complex; TRAPPIII protein complex; TRAPPI protein complex
Source: RefSeq, a predicted model, not a curated record